AUGCCAAUCGCGACAGUACCUGUCAACGACGAAAGAACCAUCGUGCAGCUGCUGUCGGCCAUUGUCUUCUGCGCGCUUGUGGUUGCAAUCGCGGUUGCCAGCACCGUCCGAAGCUACUUUCGCGACUUGGACACAAUGAAGCUGCAGCUGUUGUCGAUCUCCCUUGAUUCUACAAGGAGUUCAUGCUGUGAUCUACAUCAUGUGAGCCCUUCGGGUGAACGUAUGCUGUGCGACCGUAAGAUCGUGAAAGAGUGCGUGAAGAUUUGGUUUGGCAGCGUGCUAACUUUCGAGGACACUGUGCGCACCGAGGUUUUAGACAUUUUGAACCGUGAUCUUACCCAGAAGGUAUUCAGUACUCCAUGGGCUUUGGGAGUGACUUCCCCAAUCAUUCUGGCUUUCAUGGACGUCUCUGCAAGCUGGACUCAAGCCGACCAUCCUUGGGAGCUGUGGGAGCAUCCGGCUGUUGCCCUUCUACUCGAAGGGUUGAUGAUUUGGUUCCUAUUCGUCCCAGCCAACAAGGAUCUCUUGAUACUUUUGCUAAGGCUUGGUCGGCGGAGACCAAGGGGAACUUGUCUCGAGCUCCUGAAGAACCUAUCGGUGUUGGCAGCAGCAGCUGUCCCUGUCCUUGUAUUGGUGGUAGCUUAUGGUCUCACUCGAUUUGCAGAUCGGGCUGUUUUCGACACUGAGAAUGUCAUGCUUCGAGCGGUGGGGUUUGCAUUCUGCACAGUGCUGAUAUCACUGUGCAACUUCGUCGUAGGACUUGGCCUGAAGGCAGUUUUACGCAGGCCUGGUUGGUAA
This is a messenger RNA of Symbiodinium sp. CCMP2456, 798 nucleotides long. The record is from the annotation of a GenBank genome assembly. Lineage: Eukaryota; Dinophyceae; Suessiales; Symbiodiniaceae.